Carassius carassius (crucian carp) is the source of this 1409-nucleotide messenger RNA. RefSeq names its product bcl-2-related ovarian killer protein homolog A-like. The coding region runs from base 384 to 1025 and encodes 213 amino acids. Gene Ontology annotation, molecular function: protein heterodimerization activity; protein homodimerization activity. The record is from RefSeq and is a predicted model, not a curated record. The transcript has 4 exons. Lineage: Eukaryota; Metazoa; Chordata; Actinopteri; Cypriniformes; Cyprinidae. Gene Ontology annotation, cellular component: mitochondrial outer membrane. Gene Ontology annotation, biological process: regulation of apoptotic process; intrinsic apoptotic signaling pathway in response to DNA damage; extrinsic apoptotic signaling pathway in absence of ligand.
CACAGCGAAGACCGCGCUGCCUCUCAGCCUCCCGACUGCACUUUAAUCUCACCCUCACAGACUGCACCUCCGAUGUCGUUGAAAGUGUCUCUAUUUGAGACUUUUGGGGGAUUUAAAUGACUUGCGAGAAACCGCACAAGCAAUUGAUCACUGACUCUCUGCUCUUUUGUCCGCUUUAAUAGGUUCACGUUCAAUCCGACAGAAGAUGAGAGCGAGUCUUUUCUACUGAUGCAGUAAAACACACGAGUUUUCUUCUUUAUGCAGAUCGUUUAAUGCGCCAUCAGACUUUGGAAACAGAAGAAGGAGGAGAAGGAUCAGUUCCGUACACGACGAUAAAGGUGGAGGUUGUCAGCUGAUUGGAAUCGAUCUCUCUCUCUCCACUCAUGAAGGGCAUGGAGAUGUUGCGCCGCUCCUCAGUGUUUGCGGCUGAAGUCCUGGAGGUGUUUGACCGCUCUCCCACGGAUAAGGAGCUCGUGUCUCAGUCUAAAGUCUUGUGUAAGGAUUACAUUCAUUCCAGACUUCAUCGGGCUGAAAUCGGAUUGUCUAAACCAGAGCAGGGAUCUGGAGGAACACUGGCUGAGGUGUCUUCAGUUCUUCUGUGGUUGGGUGAUGAGCUGGAGUACCUGCGACCCAAUGUGUACUGCAACGUAGCAAGACAGCUCAACAUCUCGAUUUCUUCUGAGAGUAUAGUCUCUGAUGCCUUUUUGGCUGUCGCUGCAGAAAUCUUCUCUACAGGUGUAACAUGGGGGAAGAUUGUGUCUCUGUAUGCCGUGGCCGGAGCUCUGGCUGUGGACUGUGUUCGGCAAGGGCAUCCAGCGAUGGUGCACACCAUUGUCGACUGCAUGGGCGAGUUUGUUCGCAAGAGCCUAGUGUCAUGGUUAAAGAGGAGAGGAGGCUGGGUGGACAUUACAAAGUGUGUAGUCAAUACAGAUCCCAGUUUGCGUUCUCAUUGGCUGGUGGCAGCUGCCUGUGCCUGUGGUCACUUCCUCAAGGCUGUGGUCUUCUACCUGCUGAGAGAAAAAUAAAGAGCAGCACAAACAAGUGACGAACAGCUGGACACUCCCAAAACUGGCAGAAGGGGUUCCUAGUCAAUGCUUAAGCCUUUCACUGCUCAUGAUGUGUUUACACUUGCACAAAGUUUGCACUUUUCCUUUAAAGGAUAUUCUUGCGCUCCAAGAUGAAACAAUAUAUUUAAGGCUUUGUUAUGUGUUUAACCUGGGCUCUUGCACUCUUGGCAUUCCUUGCUGUUUCCAAUUUUAUUGAACCUAAUGCUGAUAUGUAAAACACCAUGUGUGGGACAAAGCUGAGAGGAAGCUAUCGUGACCUUUGUAUUGAAAUAGUGUUCAUGUACAUGAACAAUGCUGCCUAGACCAACUUUUCUUGUCAGAAAGUUUCUCUGAUUAUUAUUA